AUGAGUUACAACGGUACAUACUUUCACAUGUGAAUGAUGUGCAUUUCAUUGUUCACAAGUAAAUUUCUUAUGGACUAGACAGAUGGAUUAAUUUUAGUUCGCACUUAAAUCAAAAUAAUAUUAUGUCAAGUGAAAAGAAACUUGGAAAAGAGCAAGAUAAAAAGAAAGCAUCAUGUUUAAUGAAGAAACAAAUUAUAAAUUUGAAGAUGAAGACAGUGCUGAAGAUUAUUUUAUCUUCUGUAGUGGGUCCUCUGAUUCUGUAUGGCGUAUUUUUCAUAUAUCUAACGCAUUUGAGGUAUCUAUUAGAGAGACCGAUGAUAAUAAAUGAAGCUAGACCAAAGUUUUGGAUCUACGCCAAGAGCAAUGACACCGGUUACCUGAAGCAUGUAUAUUCAGUACUCCAACGACUCGGUUUCCAGGAAGGUAAUAAUAAAUCCGAUUGGGAUUUGUUGUGGGCUCACGAUUAUCCUUUUCGUGUGUUGUCCGCAAGCUUAAAUAAAUUGCAACAACAUCAGCGAGUUAAUCACUUCCCUGGUUGUGGUUACAUCACGAAUAAAGUGGAUUUGUCGACGUCGCAUGGCAGUCGGUAUAUCCCAGCAGCGUUCAAGAUGCCUGAAGACCAGCAAGCUUUCAUCGAUUAUUCUAAAUUGAAUCCCACAAAGCUGUUCGUACAGAAGUCGAACGAUCAUCGUGGCAUUCGCAUUCGCGACAGCAGCGAUACAAAUUUCACUGCCGGCACAUUCGUCCAGGAGUUUAUCGAACGGCCGUUCCUCGUGGAUGGCUACAAGUUCGAUAUUGGCGUGUACACCGUUAUCACCUCUGUGGAUCCGCUGCGGGUGUACAUUUACAAGGGUGACGUGCUGUUCCGCUUCUGUCCAAUCGAGUACUAUCCGUUUGAUCCGGAGAUUCUGGAUAAAUAUGUGGUUGGCGAUGAUUAUCUGCCGAUUUGGAACGUGCCAUCCUUGAAGAAAUACUAUGUUGAACUCGGGUACUCGAUGAAGGACUCAUUCGAUGCAUACGUCAGGGAGCAAGGAAAAAAUCCGGCAGAAAUGUGGAACCGAGCGUAUGAUGCUAUUCGGGAGGUCGCUCUGAUGAAGGAGGCGCAAAUCAGAAAAGUCUCCAAGCGCUUCGGCAAUGGCAGAAAUUUCUUCGAGCUUGUAAGAUUCGACUUGGCCCUUGAUGAGGACCUGAAUGUCUACAUGAUGGAAGCAAACAUGUCGCCGAACCUGUCUUCCGCGCAUUAUCCUCCGAAUCAGUUAUUAUAUGAGCAAGUCAUAUUUAAUACGUUUGCGUUGGUUGGUAUCGCCAACAGAAUCAGAAAAGAAUCCUUGAGGAUAAGAAAUAAAAAGGAAGAAGAAAAGGAAAUAGCGAAUAAAAAUAUCGUAGUGCUACCGGAACUCUGUAAAAAAUGUGAUAAUGACUGCUUUCGCAUAGAAUGUCAAUUGUGCCGACCGUGUUUCACACCAGAAAUAAAACUCAUUUUAUCGCACAGUUAUCUCGAGCAUCAAAAUCGAAUGGAUUUUCAAAGAAUUUUCCCACCAUCUAUAACAAGGGGCAUGAUGCUGAACAACUACACACUAAGAAAUCAAUUACUUAUUAGAUGGUACCAAGGAAAAUGCGAAUUAGACAAGACAUGGUGCAGUUGAUCAUAUGAUUAAAUCAAAAGUAUAUCGUGUAAGUCCUAUGUAAUAUUUAUUUUAGAUAUAUGAAACUGUAUAUGUAUAUA
Molecule: messenger RNA, 1726 nt
Organism: Trachymyrmex septentrionalis
Lineage: Eukaryota; Metazoa; Arthropoda; Insecta; Hymenoptera; Formicidae
Gene: TTLL15
Product: tubulin polyglutamylase TTLL6
Exons: 4
Coding region: 123-1646 (507 amino acids)
Biological process (GO): protein modification process
Source: RefSeq, a predicted model, not a curated record